This is a messenger RNA of Eriocheir sinensis (Chinese mitten crab), 1049 nucleotides long. RefSeq lists its product as uncharacterized. NCBI's taxonomy places the organism in Eukaryota, Metazoa, Arthropoda, Malacostraca, Decapoda, Varunidae. The coding region runs from base 1 to 993 and encodes 330 amino acids. The transcript has 3 exons. The record is from RefSeq and is a predicted model, not a curated record.
AUGAGUGCCAAGAGUGGGGAAAGACUCCUUGGGAAGGCUGACCUCAACAAAUACACCCAAACCCUCUGUGUCCUCCAGCGAAACCCACGUGUACCAGUCUCCUCCAGCCCAACCCACGUGUACCAGUCUCCUCCAGCCCAGCCCACUUGUACCAGUCUCCUCCAGCCCAGCCCACUUGUACCAGUCUCCUCCAGCCCAGCCCACUUGUACCAGUCUCCUCCAGCCCAGCCCACUUGUACCAGUCUCCUCCAGCCCAGCCCACAUGUACCAGUCUCCUCCAGCCCAGCCCACUUGUACCAGUCUCCUCCAGCCCAGCCCACUUGUACCAGUCUCCUCCAGCGCAGCCCACUUGUACCAGUCUCCUCCAGCCCAGCCCACUUGUACCAGUCUCCUCCUGUCCAGCCCACUUAUACCAGUCUCCUCCAGCCCAGCCCACUUGUACCAGUCUCCUCCAGCCCAGCCCACUUGUACCAGUCUCCUCCAGCCCAGCCCACUUGUACCAGUCUCCUCCAGCCCAGCCCACUUCUACCAGUCUCCUCCAGCCCAGCCCACUUCUACCAGUCUCCUCCAGCCCAGCCCACUUGUACCAGUCUCCUCCAGCCCAGCCCACUUGUACCAGUCUCCUCCAGCCCAGCCCACUUGUACCAGUCUCCUCCAGCCCAGCCCACUUGUACCAGUCUCCUCCAGCCCAGCCCACGUGUACCAGUCUCCUCCAGCCCAGCCCACGUGUACCAGUCUCCUCCAGCCCAGCCCACGUGUACCAGUCUCCUCCAGCCCAGCCCACGUGUACCAGUCUCCUCCAGCCCAGCCCACUUCUACCAGUCUCCUCCAGCCCAGCCCACUUCUACCAGUCUCCUCCAGCCCAGCCCACAUCUAAAAGUCUCCUCCAGCCCAGCCCACAUCUACCAGUCUCCUCCAGCCCAGCCCACUUCUACCAGUCUCCUCCAGCCCCGUGACGCCCCCCCCCGACUACGAAGACUUUACAAACCCUGAAUUGGCAGCCUGGCCACAACAUGUCCCUGCGACAAGACCUCUUCCACUCUUACUGG